Molecule: messenger RNA, 6086 nt
Organism: Brienomyrus brachyistius
Lineage: Eukaryota; Metazoa; Chordata; Actinopteri; Osteoglossiformes; Mormyridae
Gene: grm6a
Product: glutamate receptor, metabotropic 6a
Exons: 12
Coding region: 479-3208 (909 amino acids)
Biological process (GO): regulation of synaptic transmission, glutamatergic; G protein-coupled glutamate receptor signaling pathway
Cellular component (GO): membrane
Molecular function (GO): adenylate cyclase inhibiting G protein-coupled glutamate receptor activity
Source: RefSeq, a predicted model, not a curated record
AGACAGCGUGUAUGUGGGGGGUAGAGGGGGAUCUAGAGAAGAGGCUUUUAAAGGAUUUGACAGUGAUUUGUAGCAUCACAGUACUGAGCAAUGUUGUGCUUUUCAUUAGACUUUAAACAUGACUACAGGAGAGUCUCAAAAAACGGAUUUUCGCUACAUAUAGAACUUGAACCCAAACGAAAAAUGUUUGCAAGAGGCAUGUAAAAUUCAAGAUUCCCCCGUACACCUUUAGUGGGGAGCGUGUGCUGUCUCGGAUGGAAGACGCUUUCCUGGCUCUCGAAAAACCAUUCGGCAGUUUCUAGUGUUAUAUAUAUAUUACGUGUCAGUCUAUUUGCAGUAGCAUUUAAUCUGCCUUCCGGGAUUUGACGUCUAAAUUGAGUGAAGGAACAAAUUUAGGAAACGUCAAGAUGCGGUUUUCAGGUGCUUUGGGUAGAAGGUGAAGUUUUUAGCCAUUAGAUAAAACCAGAGUUUGUUGGUGAUGACCAUGACACGAUACUCACCAAAGUCGCUGCUGCAUCAUUACUGUGGAAUAAUUUGGGCAUUUCAAUGGACCAGCUGUCAUUCCAUCGCUUUGCCCCGGCUUCUGUGGAUGUUGUGGAUGGGACUGAACCCAGGGCUGUGGGCACACCAAGGUACCCAGCCCCACUCUAUCAAGAUAGAGGGUGACAUCACUCUGGGAGGGCUGUUCCCAGUCCAUGCCAGAGGGCCCGCGGGAGUUCCAUGUGGAGAGAUAAAGAAGGAGAAAGGAAUUCACCGGAUGGAGGCCAUGCUCUAUGCCGUGGAUCAGAUCAACAGUGACCCGGAUCUACUCCCCAACAUCACCCUGGGCGCCCGUAUCCUUGAUACCUGCUCAAGGGAUACUUAUGCUCUGGAACAGUCACUCACCUUUGUUCAAGCGCUUAUUCAGAAGGACACCUCUGACAUACGCUGCUCCAAUGGAGAGCCACCCAUCAUCCGAAAGCCGGAGCGCGUGGUGGGUGUCAUCGGGGCAUCUGCCAGCUCCGUGUCCAUCAUGGUGGCCAAUGUCUUGCGGCUCUUCGAGAUCCCACAGGUGAGUUAUGCCUCCACAGCCCCAGAGCUGAGCGACAACAACCGCUACGACUUCUUCUCGAGAGUUGUUCCGCCCGAUUCAUACCAGGCUCAGGCUAUGGUGGACAUUGUCAAGGCGAUGGGCUGGAAUUAUGUGUCGACACUUGCUUCUGAAGGAAACUAUGGCGAAAGUGGAGUUGAUGCCUUCAUCCAAAUCUCCCGGGAGACAGGAGGUCUUUGUAUAGCACAGUCUAUGAAGAUUCCCCGCGAGCCCAAACUUGGCGAGUUUGAUAAGAUCAUUAAGCGAUUGAUGGAGACCUCCAAUGCGCGUGGGGUUAUCAUCUUCGCCAAUGAGGAUGACAUAAAACGAGUGUUGGAGGCGGCAAAGAAGGCGAAUCUGACGGGGCACUUCCAGUUUGUGGGGUCUGACAGCUGGGGAGCCAAGAGUUCCCCUAUAUUAGACCAGGAGGAGGUGGCUGAGGGGGCCGUCACGAUACUGCCCAAAAGAGCCUCCAUCGACGGAUUUGAUCAGUAUUUCACAUCAAGAUCCCUGGAGAACAACCGGCGAAACAUUUGGUUUGCAGAAUUCUGGGAAGACGACUUCAGGUGCAAGUUGACGCGGCCGGGCAUCAAACUGGACAGUGACAAGAAAAAAUGCACAGGGGAGGAGAGGAUCAGCCGCGACUCUCACUAUGAGCAGGAGGGGAAGGUGCAGUUCGUCAUCGAUGCCGUCUACGCCGUGGCGCACGCCCUGCAUACCAUGCAUGUGGACCUUUGCCCCGGCCACACGGGCGUCUGCGACAAGAUGGACCCGGUGGAGGGACGCCUGCUGCUGAAAUACAUUCGCGCGGUUAACUUUAAUGGCAGUGCGGGAACCGCCGUCCUUUUCAACGAGAAUGGAGACGCCCCUGGGCGCUACGACAUCUUCCAGUAUCAGCUGUCCAACACUACCAACCCGGGUUACAAGGUCAUUGGCCAGUGGACCAACAACCUGCGACUCAACGUGGAGGAGAUGCAGUGGUCGGGUGGGGACCGGCAGAUUCCAGACUCCGUGUGCAGCUUCCCCUGCAACCCAGGCGAGAGGAAGAAGAUGGUGAAGGGCGUGCCGUGCUGUUGGCACUGCGAGCUGUGCGACGGCUACCAGUACCAGCUGGACGAGUUCACGUGCGAGGGCUGCCCUUUCAACAUGAGGCCCACACAGAACCGCACCAGCUGCCGGCCCACGCCCAUCAUCAAGCUGGAGUGGCACUCACCCUGGGCCAUCAUCCCCGUCUUUCUGGCCAUCCUGGGCAUCUUAGCCACCUCCUUCGUGGUGGUCACCUUCAUCCGCUUCAACGACACGCCCAUCGUGCGCGCGUCUGGCCGCGAGCUCAGCUACGUGCUGCUGACGGGCAUCUUCCUCAUCUACCUCAUUACUUUCCUGAUGAUUGCUGAGCCGGACACAGCGGUGUGCGCCUUCCGGCGUCUUCUGCUCGGCCUCGGCACGUGCAUAAGCUAUUCCGCCAUGCUCACCAAGACCAACCGCAUCUACCGCAUCUUCGAGCAGGGCAAGAAGUCCGUCACUCCGCCCAAGUUCAUCAGCCCCACCUCCCAACUCGUCAUCACCUUUGUCCUUAUUUCUGUGCAAGUGGUGGGGGUGUUCAUCUGGUUGGCCGUGGUGCCCCCGCACACCAUCAUCGACUACGAGGAGCUACGGCCACCCAACCCGGAACUGGCGCGGGGCAUCCUGAAGUGUGACAUGUCCGACCUGUCCCUCAUCUCCUGCCUCAGCUACAGCAUCGUACUCAUGGUGACGUGCACCGUCUACGCCGUGAAGAGCAGGGGCGUGCCCGAGACCUUCAACGAGGCCAAGCCCAUCGGCUUCACCAUGUACACCACCUGCAUCGUCUGGCUGGCCUUCGUGCCCAUCUUCUUUGGCACGGCGCAGUCCACGGAGAAGAUGUGUAUCCAGACGACGACGCUGACCGUCUCCAUGAGCCUGAGCGCUUCCGUGUCCCUGGGAAUGCUCUACAUGCCCAAGGUGUACGUCAUCGUCUUCCACCCGGAGCAGAACGUGCAGAAACGCAAGCGCAGCUUCAAGGCUGUGGCGCAGGCGGCCACAAUGUCCACACGGCUCUCGCAGAAGUGCAGCGACAAACAGAACGGGGAGACCAAAAUGGAGCCGGACAGAUCACAGUAGGCCGUAUAAUGUGCCACAACAACAGAUCCAGGAAAUGGUUUAUCCCCGGAGACAUCAAGGAAAAGUAAUUACUGAGCAGAAAAAAAAAGAAUUUCUUAUGAAAUAACAAUGAUUGAUACUGGGAUUUUAAUAAUCACGUUUGACUUGACACAAAAAUAAUAAUUAAAAAACCUGGAAUACUGGAAUGGAAAGUUAUGGUUCAUAACUGUAUUUGGCUGGCACUGUAUGUAUUUUGACAGUAGUGCGGGUAAAAUGACAUGAAGGCAAUCUCCGCGGUUCUGAGCCAGAAGAAGUCAACCUAUCAGUCUCUAAAAAAAUGUACUGAAACAUAGUUGUGCUUAUUCCCGUUUGAUGUUCAGUUUUUCUUAGUUGGUUAGUAUGUGCGGCUGAUUUGUCAGCCAUGCAGCCAUGUUUAAGAAAGUUUUCCCUUAGCAAGGCUAAUGGGUAAGUGCUCCAAACAACAAUGUAGCUUAGCAUCAGGACUGCUGUUUGUGUGCUUGGUUGGCUGUCAUCUGAGCAUGGAUUGUGUGUUUGUUUGUCUGUGUGUGUGUAACUUUUUAUAUAUAAGAAGGCAUGGCAAUUUGUAUGUGCUCAUGUAAUGUGUUGAAUUUACAAAAAACUGUAAGAUUGGAGAGCUGGGUGAUACAGAUCGACCAUCAAGUAACUCAAUAUUAAAUCUCAAAAAAGGGUAUAACGUUUACUAAUGGAUGUAGGUACUGUUUAAUGUUCUUAAUGUUUUCGUUUAAAAUGUAACUAUUAAUAUGAAGGACAGCUUACUGAAUUUGGCUUUGGGUGAAAACAUUUUUAAUGGUGUGCGUAAACUAUUUUUUAUAUCAAGACUAUGAGUAGAGGACUGUGUGGCCCCUACAAUGCAGGGAUGUUCCCGGAGAAGGAGUCCAUGGGUUCACCACAUUUUAAAUGUCUGAAUGAACGUCAUUAAGGAGUGAAAGGUAGCUAAGGAGCUUCUGAGAGUGGAGCUGAAGGUGUUGUACCUGAAGGAAGCUUUAUAAAAGUCUGACGGCCCACAGAAUCCCCCCGACACAACCAGCAUUAGCCACAGCACCAAUACUGAAGCAGAAGCAAAUGUGUAUGUGCCCAGGGAUGUGAGCAGUAAUAAGCAUAUGUUAUGCUUAUUCCCAAUGAAAAUUGGAAUAUACCUCUUCACUGUGUCUACAACUGCAACUUUACUUUAUUUUUAUUUGUUAUAUGAGAUUUUUUUGUGUGUGAAACGGAAAAGAAAAAUGUCCACCGGGAGCGGAAGCUUUCGUUGUUGUAGCAACAUGUCCUUCAAUAUGCUGCCCCUAUACAGAUGAUUUGCACGUUGUCGAAAGAGAAGAGAUAUAAAUACCUCUAGAAUAACCUAUAUGUGAACAAUAGAAUAGGUAAAUUCUAAUAAGUGUGUUUCUUAAAGACUUUGUGAAGGAAUCUGCAGGAUGGGAACACAAUUCUGAUUUAUUUGUGGUGCAAAUUCAUACGAGAAACAGACUAAAUGAUAAACAUAUGAAAACAUAGCUGGACUAUAUUAGGUGAUGCUUCACAUUAACUGUAUCUUCAUAAUGCAUUUGUUAUGCAUUCAUAGAACAUCUAAUGCACAUUCACAUUCUAACGAGUUACUUGUUACACGCCUGUUACUUGUUUAAUCUCGCCUCUUGUUACAGCCCUUGUGUGGAUCACCCCAGCUGCCUCUCGUCUGCUCCUUCAUCAGUGUAUAUAAUGUCUCCCUGUCUCGAGCUCCCCAGUCCAGUCAUUGAUGUAGCUGCCUGCACGUGCUCCCCAGUCUGCCCUGUUCUUGCCUGACCCUUCCUACCCUGUGUUGACCCCUUGUGGUCCGUUUCAUUUUGCCCCGCCUGUUAUUUUAUUUAAUAAAGCCCCCCCCCAUCUUUGGUUUUCCCCAUGCCUGCCUUUACCUCCAUACUUGCCCGUAAUGUGACAAUAGGAGAGGAUACUUUGGGGGGAGGUCUUUAUGGCGAAGUGUGUUCCAAUGCUGAAAACACCACAGAACCAUCUUCAAGGGGUGAACAGAACUAUUGGAUAAAAGUGAAAGUUUUAACAAGAAAUUAAAACGAAAACUGGGAUUAAAAAAAUAAAAAAACCAUUAACUUCGUGUGAUGCAUUACAAAUGUGUGUACUGUCAAAUUCUGCAAUAAUGUGUAAUAAAUGGUUUCUUUCCAUUUAGAAAAAAUAUAGGUAUAUCGUAUAUAUUUCUAAUGCGUAUAUUCACACACACAAGCAGAAAAACAAAACAAUACACACGGAUGGAAUCCAUUAAAAAGCUAAGUGUGUCCUCUAUCCACAUUGAUACACGGGAAUGUAACUACGGGUUAAUUAAACUGCUCAUCUGCUCCUUGCGUGAUAUUUCAUCGUACUAGUCACCAGCACAAGAGGCAGCUGAUCCAGUUAUAGCCUGAAACUAACAUGGAAGCAUUUUCUUAUUUAGUCUUUUUUCAUAUUGGUAAUAUCUGAUUUGUGGCCAAAAGGUUGAAGGGGUGGGGGGUUCAGGGUGUAGUGUCUAAACAGAGUGAGAUUAAACCGAUUUACAGACAGUGAGAUCUUCAGGGUCAAGCUAACUAAAUAAAUGCAGGUAACAUCCAAGCGUCCAAUGCAUUCAGAUAAUUAAAUAAAUGGUGUGGUGACCUUUUUAGUGUAUUUGGUAUGUGCAAUGCGUACUGUCUUCUUUUUUAAAAUGCAAAACUCAGGAUUUUUGUUGUGUAUGUAAAUGAAAAAAUGCUCUUUGAUUUCUGCUGUCACAUUUUGUAUGAUCUGUCUUUCCCAUCAAAAUGGAGAGCCGUUCCCUGAUGGACAGCAAGAUCUGGGCAUCAGUGGCUAUCAGACUGCCUGACAUGCAUGUUAGAAUAAAUGAUUUAAUAAUAAAACUGAA